Messenger RNA from Paramecium octaurelia, 156 nucleotides. Lineage: Eukaryota; Ciliophora; Oligohymenophorea; Peniculida; Parameciidae. The record is from the annotation of a GenBank genome assembly.
AUGAAGAGGCAGACUCCAGAAACAAUCAAAGCAUCAAAAUCAAAUAGUUCUAUUAACUCUUUUUUUUAUUUUACAGUUGAGAAAAUCGAUUUUACCAAUCCCAGACAAACGCUAUUUUAUAAGGCACAAUUAGCUCAUCGAAUAGCUAAUAAGUGA